Messenger RNA from Stereum hirsutum FP-91666 SS1, 1473 nucleotides. Its product is annotated as amine oxidase. The record is from RefSeq and is a predicted model, not a curated record. NCBI's taxonomy places the organism in Eukaryota, Fungi, Basidiomycota, Agaricomycetes, Russulales, Stereaceae. Gene Ontology annotation, molecular function: polyamine oxidase activity; L-amino-acid oxidase activity. The annotation marks the transcript as partial. The transcript has 2 exons. Gene Ontology annotation, biological process: amino acid catabolic process.
GUCGGCAUCGUCGGCGGCGGAAUCGCUGGCCUCUACACUGCUCUGCUCUUGAAGAGGGCCGACCCGGACAUCAGCUUUCAUAUCUUCGAAGGUACUGAACGUGUCGGUGGUCGCGUCCUUACGCACUACUUCUCGCACGAGAAGGAUCAGUAUUUCGAAGCGGGCGCGAUGCGCAUCCCUGAUUCUGCAGCGCACCGUAUCACCACUGAUCUCGUCGCCUAUCUCAACGAGCACAACGACCGCGACCGCCCCAAGGACGACAGGCACGUUGAACUCAUCAAGUACGUCCUCAAGUCGCAGGGUAACCAGACCUACGUCAAUGGGAAGAUCAUAGACCGUGGUGUCAGCGCUUCAGGGGGCGAGAGCCUGUCGGCCAAAGCGAUAGGCUGGGAUGUUCCCGCUUUCUACGCAACCUCCACCGCAGCAGACCUCCUCAAAAACGCGAUCCAAAAGUUGAUGGACGAUUUUCCUCUCAAGAGGGCCCUUGACGAUGGGUUAGAGAAGUUCGAAUCCGUUUUCCGUGCCUUAGCCCAGAAAUGGGACACCUUCCCAUUCCGCGCCUACCUGCAACACGUCGCAAACUAUCCACCCUCUGUUAUCGACUUCAUCGAAACCAUGGAGUCUCAAACGAACGAGUUCGCCCUCAGCGUCCCCGAGAUGAUCAUGCAGAAUCUCGACUUCGGAGAGGAGAACUGGAAGACCAUCGCCAACGGUAUGACCUGUCUCCCUGAGGCAAUGCUCGCUAUGAUCGGCAACGAACACGUAACGUUUGGGGCCCGCGUCAACUCGGUGCAGCCGAAGACGUGUAGAGGUGUCGACUUUGUUGAGAUCACCGCGACAGGGUACAACGGGAAGAUCGUAGCAGCUUUCGACAAGGUCGUGCUCGCCAUUCCUCCCGCCGCACUCAAGAUGAUCAUCGCUCGUCCGAUCUGGACGCCGGCGAAGGAGAUGGCGAUUCGAUCCAUGCACAUCGAGCUGCUGUACAAGAUGGGCAUGCGUUUCAAGAAACGGUUCUGGGAACUAGUAGAAAACCCGUCAAGGGGUGGUCAGACUACGACAGACCUGCCCAUCCGCUGGAUUGUCUUUCCUUCGUACGGUAUUCAGUCUUCCGCGAACGACGGCUCCAAAGGACCAGAGGGUGUGCUUCUCAUAUAUGCAUGGAUGACCGACGCCGCUACCUGGCUUCCUCUGACCCCGCUCGAGCGCCGAAGCCUUGCCCUCGAUGCUCUAGAGAAAGUUUACAAAGGGCGUCUUGCCGACCUCGAGGAUCCUCCCAAUCCCAAUCUCACCGUCACAGACUUGCUCAUCGAGACGUUUGACGUUGUCUGGUCAAGUUCAACAGCGACGGGGGCCGCCAUGUUUCUCCCAGGGCAGUGGCUGGAUAGAUUCGACGCUUAUCGGGCUUCUGAAAACGAUGGACGAAUUUUCUUCGCCGGGGAGCACCUUUCGUUUCAUCAUGCAUGGAUAUCGGGU